Molecule: messenger RNA, 2200 nt
Organism: Anoplopoma fimbria (sablefish)
Lineage: Eukaryota; Metazoa; Chordata; Actinopteri; Perciformes; Anoplopomatidae
Gene: sass6
Product: SAS-6 centriolar assembly protein
Exons: 16
Coding region: 95-1819 (574 amino acids)
Biological process (GO): centriole replication
Cellular component (GO): centriole; centrosome
Source: RefSeq, a predicted model, not a curated record
CCGUUUCCAGGGGGAUUCAGUUGGCGGCUGAAAAGCGCCAAAUCAAACACAAUGAAGGAGUAACAACUAAAUACGUAUUUAGUUUGACUACAACAUGGAGCAACUCUACAGCAAAGGGUUACAAGUGAACGUGAGGUGCAGGGACUGUGAGGAGAGGAAAGCAAACAUCCGAGUCUCCAUUGAGCUUCAGUUGACGAACAGUCCAGUACACAAAAGGGAUCUUCUAGUAAGACUAACAGAUGAUACUGAUCCAUACUUUCUCUUCAACCUCUCUAUAUCAGAAGAAGAUUUCCAAAGCUUGAAAGUCCAACAGGGGCUUCUGAUAGACUUUGCAUCAUUUCCUCAGAAGUUUAUUGACCUGCUUAAUCUGUGUUAUUCUGAGCAAGAGUCAGACGAUCCAAGGUUUCUCUUGCACUUGUCCAGUCAGUCUCUAGUGCUUGAAGGCCCUGCCAACUUCAGUGUUGUAGAGACAAAUGCAUUUAAACACCUGAACCACUUGUCUUUAAGACUUGUACAUGGCUCUGAUAAAGAGAUUAAAGACUAUCUGGCAGUGUGUCUCUCCUCUCUCAAGGCAGAGAAGCAGGCCCUAGAGAUGAAGCUUCAGAAGACUGACGAGGAUCUGUCCAGGCAGCUGAGUUAUGCCCAACAGACGCUGUCUGAAAAGACAAAAGAGUUGGACAAACUGCGUUCAGAGUGGACAAGUCAGACCAGCUCUCUGUCCAGCCGUCAUUGUCAGGAGUUGCAAUCAGAGAGGGAGAAAGCUGUAGAGUUACAGAGCAGACUUCAGCAGCAGACGGAGCUGCUCCGUCAGGAGCUGGAGAGUUCACAUAAGAAGAGCAGCCAGCAGCUCCACAGCAGACUGACAGAGCUGGAGGCCUCUUGCAGAGAGCUGACAGAGAGGAAAUACAAAAACGAGUCUGUCAUCAGAGACCUGAAAAUUAAACUAGUAGGUGCAGAGGAGGAGUGCCAGCGUUCAAAGCAGCAGAUCCUGUCUCUCAGGAGGGAGAACAGCUCUCUGGACACAGAGGUCCAUGACAAGGAGCGUUUGGUGAGCCAGCUGCAGAUGAGAGUGUCUGUUUUGGAACAUGAGAUCAAAGAUAAGGAUCAGCUCAUGCACCACUCAAAAGAGGUGCUGGAAGCCACUCAGCAGCAGAAGGAAUCAAUGGAAGAAAAUGCUGAAAUUAAAGAACUUCAGAUUAGAAAACUUGAGGCAACAGUGAAAUCCCUGUCUGAGGAGCUGAUAAAGGCUAACGGUAUCAUUAAGAAGCUGCAGGGAGAGGUUCGAGGCCUAGUUGGAAAAAUAAAAGUGAAAAACACUGUGACUGUGUCACAGGAGAAGCUCCUCCAAGACACAUCAGGAAAACUUGAGAAUGUUGAAAAGGAUCUACAGAGCACUCAGCAGCAGCUCGUCACCAGGGAUGAGCAGGUUUCAAAACUGAAGGAGCAGUUGGAGACGACGGUACAGAAGCUAAAUGAAAGCAGAGAGGUGUUGAAGACAAAUGAGAAUGUUAUAAAUUGGCUCAACAAGCAGCUAAAUGAAAAGCAGUUCUGCAGAAAGUCACAGUCUCCUGAACCUUUGGACAGGCAUUCACUUCUAUCAGCAGCAACAGGACUGAAGACAGGUGCAGCGUCUCCUGCUGAUCAGCGAUCAGUGCAGCAAACCAUGAGACACACUGGAGCCCCUGCAGGUCUGGAUUCUAAGUACUUUGAGAGGAGAGAUGAUAGCAUCCCAGUCUAUGGUCUGUCACCUAAUGUGUUCCCCAAAGAGUUCCCUCAGCAAACAAAGCCCUCCGUAGCUUCUGCUUACUUCUCUGCAUGAAGCAGAAGCAGCGGGAUUCCUUGCAUCACACUGAAUUGCAAUUUAACUCCAGGUGGAAGUGAAACCAUACUAAUCUGUAACUGACCUACUGUGUGGAAUUCACUUUAUAAGUAGCUUCUGUUGCUGUUUCAAUUUGUGUGCUUAUGUUUUACACAUCUAUCUUCUGAUCUGUGGUCACAGUAAAUGCUGUAGCACCUUUCUGAAUGGUGGAUUCCAGUGAUCAUGGAGAAUGUAUUAAAGUCUUUAAAUUGAAAUAUACUAUUUUUCCUUAAACAGUAUAUGACGUUUGCCAUCCUUUUGUGUUUAUAUUGUGUUUUGAUUGCUGUUGUAUUUAAGUUAUGAAGUGUAGUCUUUAAUAAACUGUUUCCAUCCUUAUGCUAC